AUUAAAAUCCUUCAUAAUAUCAGCUAUGGAUUAAGUACAAUUCAUAGAGAAAAUUAUUGUCAUGGAGAUUUCCAAACUAGUAACAUUUUGCUUGAAAAUUAUGGUAACUAUCUUGGCCCAGUAAUUUCAGAUUUUGGUCUUUGUCGUCCUGCAGAUCAAAGUUCUAUAGUUAAGACAAUAUAUGGUGUCUUGCCAUUUAUAGCACCGGAAGUUUUACGUGGUAUAGAGUUUACCAAAGCAUCAGAUGUUUAUGGGUUUGGAUUUGUGAUGUUAGAAAUAAUCUGUGGCAACGUACCUUUUUCUGAUAAGGAUUAUGAUAUUCACUUAGCUCUGAAAAUUUGCAAGGGAGAACGUCCACCAAUUCCAGAAUAUACACCUGAGCCAUAUGCUGCCUUGAUAGAACGCUGUUGGGAUCCUAUUCCUACCAAACGUCCAACGGCUCAAGAAUUGUAUAGGCAAAUU
This is a messenger RNA of Rhizophagus irregularis DAOM 181602=DAOM 197198, 462 nucleotides long. The record is from RefSeq and is a predicted model, not a curated record. NCBI's taxonomy places the organism in Eukaryota, Fungi, Glomeromycota, Glomeromycetes, Glomerales, Glomeraceae.